AUGGAUAUACGCUUCCCUUAUUCGCCGGCGGAGGUAGCCAAGGUCCGAGUCGUCCAAUUUGGUAUCCUCAGUCCUGAUGAAAUUAGGCAAAUGUCUGUAGUUCACAUAGAGCAUAGUGAGACAACGGAGAGAGGUAAGCCUAAGCCGGCGGGAUUGAGUGACCCUCGACUUGGGACCAUUGAUCGGAAGAUGAAGUGCGAAACAUGUAUGGCAAACAUGGCAGAGUGCCCCGGCCACUUUGGUCACCUUGAGCUUGCGAAACCCAUGUUUCAUAUUGGCUUCUUGAAGACCGUGCUCAGCAUUAUGCGUUGUGUUUGCUUCAAUUGCUCGAAAAUAUUAGCUGAUGAGGAUGAACCAAAGUUCAAACAAGCUAUGAGAAUAAGAAACCCUAAAAAUAGACUCAGAAAGAUAUUAGACGCCUGCAAAAAUAAAACUAAAUGUGAAGGCGGUGAUGAGAUUGAUGGACAAGGGCAAGAUUCUGAUGAACCAGUUAAGAAGAAAAGAAGUGGCUGUGGAGCUCAGCAGCCGAAAAUUUCUAUUGAUGGUAUGAAGAUGGUUGCCGAGUAUAAGCUUCAAAAGAAGAAAUCUGAUGACCAGGAACAACUGCCAGAACCUGUUGAGCGAAAACAACAACUUACUGCCGAAAAGGUUCUUAGUGUCCUGAAGAGAAUAAGCGAUGAAGAUUGUCAACUGUUAGGUUUGAAUCCAAAAUAUGCACGGCCCGAUUGGAUGAUUCUUCAGGUUCUUCCAGUACCUCCUCCUCCUGUUAGACCUUCGGUGAUGAUGGAUACUUCUUCAAGGAGUGAGGACGAUUUAACUCAUCAGCUAGCCAUGAUCGUUAGGCAUAAUGAGAACCUGAAGAGGCAAGAGCGAAAUGGGGCUCCUGCACACAUCAUUUCAGAGUUUGCACAAUUGUUGCAGUUUCAUAUAGCUACAUAUUUCGAUAAUGACCUGCCAGGGCAGCCAAGGGCCACUCAAAGAUCAGGUCGACCAAUCAAAUCAAUAUGUAGCAGACUGAAGGCAAAAGAAGGUCGGAUCAGAGGUAACUUGAUGGGUAAACGAGUGGAUUUCUCAGCUCGGACAGUGAUCACGCCCGAUCCGACUAUUAACAUUGAUGAACUGGGAGUACCGUGGAGUAUUGCUCUAAAUCUCACAUAUCCAGAAACUGUCACUCCAUAUAAUAUUGAAAGGUUGAAAGAGCUUGUGGAAUAUGGGCCUCAUCCUCCUCCAGGUAAAACUGGUGCGAAGUACAUAAUUAGAGAUGAUGGACAAAGGCUUGAUCUUCGGUACUUGAAGAAAAGCAGCGAUCAACAUCUAGAACUUGGAUAUAAGGUGGAGCGGCAUUUGAAUGAUGGGGACUUUGUCCUGUUCAAUAGGCAACCAAGUCUCCACAAAAUGUCCAUAAUGGGGCAUAGAAUCAAGAUCAUGCCUUACUCAACCUUCCGCCUAAACUUGUCUGUUACUUCGCCCUACAAUGCUGAUUUUGAUGGGGAUGAAAUGAACAUGCAUGUUCCCCAGUCAUUUGAAACUAGAGCGGAAGUACUUGAACUCAUGUUGGUUCCUAAAUGCAUUGUGUCUCCUCAAGCAAAUCGGCCUGUAAUGGGGAUUGUCCAAGAUACACUUUUAGGGUGCCGCAAAAUUACCAAAAGAGAUACAUUUAUCGAGAAAGAUGUUUUCAUGAACAUUUUAAUGUGGUGGGAGGAUUUUGAUGGCAAAGUACCAGCUCCAGCAAUUUUGAAACCUAGGCCUCUUUGGACUGGCAAACAAGUUUUUAAUCUAAUAAUUCCAAGACAGAUAAAUCUCUUGAGAUAUGCAGCAUGGCAUCAAGAAUCUGAAAAAGGAUUCAUAACUCCAGGGGACACUCAAGUUCGAAUAGAGAAAGGAGAGUUACUUUCUGGUACCUUAUGCAAGAAGACACUUGGAACUUCCACUGGAAGUCUUAUACAUGUUAUUUGGGAAGAGGUUGGUCCAGAUGCUGCUCGGAAGUUUCUGGGACAUACACAGUGGCUUGUCAAUUAUUGGCUUUUGCAGAAUGCUUUUAGCAUUGGAAUUGGAGAUACAAUUGCUGAUGCUUCAACAAUGGAGAAAAUAAAUGAAACUAUUUCAAAUGCAAAGAAUGAGGUGAAGGAGCUUAUCAGGUCUGCACAAGAAAAACAGUUGGAGGCUGAACCUGGUCGAACAAUGAUGGAAUCAUUUGAAAACAGAGUGAACCAGGUGUUGAAUAAGGCCCGUGAUGAUGCUGGAAGCAGUGCACAGAAGAGCUUGUCGGAAAGUAACAACCUUAAGGCUAUGGUCACUGCAGGAUCGAAGGGAAGUUUCAUCAACAUAUCACAAAUGACUGCUUGUGUGGGGCAGCAGAAUGUUGAAGGUAAACGAAUUCCUUUUGGAUUCAUAGACCGGACAUUGCCCCACUUCACUAAAGAUGAUUAUGGUCCAGAAAGUCGUGGUUUUGUGGAGAACUCGUAUUUAAGAGGGUUGACCCCCCAAGAGUUCUUCUUCCAUGCUAUGGGUGGUAGGGAAGGUCUAAUAGAUACUGCAGUGAAAACUUCUGAGACUGGAUACAUUCAGAGGCGAUUGGUUAAGGCCAUGGAGGAUAUUAUGGUUAAGUAUGAUGGGACUGUGAGGAACUCUUUGGGGGAUGUUAUUCAGUUUCUUUACGGGGAAGAUGGUAUGGAUGCUGUCUGGAUUGAAUCACAGCCACUGGAAUCUUUGAAGUUAAAGAAAUCAGGUUUCAAUAACAUGUAUAGAUAUGAGAUUGAUGAUCCAGAUAGGAAUCCUAGUUACAUGUUGCCGAAGCUGUGGAAGAUUUAA
This is a messenger RNA of Fraxinus pennsylvanica, 2811 nucleotides long. The record is from the annotation of a GenBank genome assembly. Lineage: Eukaryota; Viridiplantae; Streptophyta; Magnoliopsida; Lamiales; Oleaceae.